Molecule: messenger RNA, 1557 nt
Organism: Naegleria lovaniensis
Lineage: Eukaryota; Heterolobosea; Eutetramitea; Acrasida; Naegleriidae
Exons: 1
Coding region: 1-1557 (518 amino acids)
Biological process (GO): regulation of DNA-templated transcription
Cellular component (GO): chromatin; nucleus
Molecular function (GO): histone H3K36 methyltransferase activity; protein binding
Source: RefSeq, a predicted model, not a curated record
AUGAAUCAAAAGGAAAGCAAGCUGUCAUCUCAUCACAAACAGGAAAAGUCAUCAUCAAAAACCGAUCAUAAUCAUCCAGCAACAAAUGGAAGCAAUCCCGAUCACCAUUCAUCAGUUAAAAAAGCUUUCCGAGAGAAACCACUGUUGCAACGAUUUAGAGAAUGUAGCAACAAGCCUCGCCGACGAAUUGAAAAACCAACGGUAUGCACAUGGAAUUCCGAACAACUACAGGCUUUAAUUAAAACUUUUCAAGAAUAUGAAAAAGCAGCACUCGAUGACGUGGAACCAACAUCCCAAGAACAAGACUAUCAAAUUAAUGCAGUAUCCAUUGAAAAAACAUGCGUGAUUUAUGAUCACAUUGGAGGCACCUAUCGAACGAAGAGGAUUGAAAUUCCAUUGGUUUCGUCGUUGUCUUUUAUUACCAAUGAAAAACACCAUACAUCAAGCUCGGAAUCUCCAUCACUUCCCAACACACCGCCAGCUCUCCUUUCCAGAUCAUCAUCAACAUCUUCGAUCAGCACCACUAAAAGUAACACUUCCACGACUUCAUCCAAAGCAACCACAUCAGGCAUGAAAGUAAAAAAGAAAAAGAAUCCAUUUAUGAAAGUUUAUAAGAAAUUAAAAUUGAAAAUUGCAAACCCUGAAAAGAAUAUUGCCAAGCCUGAGUUGAUAGAAAAGUAUUUUCCAAAUUUAAAAUUACCUGACGAUUUUGUGUACAUUUUAGAGAAUGAAAGAAGUUCUAAAACACUCCCAACAGCUCAUAACGAUAAUCGAUGUAACUGCACCAGCAAAUGUGUGAAGCAUGAAUGUUUGAAUUACUUGUCACAAGUGGAGUGCUCUUCAGAUUGUCAGUGUGGCUCGCUGUGUGACAACAAAAUGUUUACCAACAUGCAGUAUCCAAAUAUUGUUUGCUUUUACAGCAAAGGUAAAGGAAUUGGUGUAAAGUGCAAUCAACCCAUCAUCAAAAAGGGAGAAUUCAUCACUGAGUAUGUUGGAGAAGUAAUCUCAAUCAAAAGAUUUGAAAAAAGAACAAGCAGAAAAUAUCACAAAUCUCUUCACCACUACUGCAUGAAUUUAAAUGAGAAUGAAAUUAUUGACGCAACAUGGAUGGGAAAUAUUGGAAGAUUUAUAAAUCACUCGUGUGACCCCAAUGCAUGCACACAGGUUUGGUCUGUGAAUGGAUACGACAAGGUUGGAAUAUUUGCAAUUAGAGAUAUCAUGUUUGGAGAGGAAAUUACAUACAAUUAUCAUUUUACGAUUUAUGAUGAAGUGUCAGAGCAACAAGUGUGUAAAUGUGGAGCUGAAACAUGUACUGGAGUGAUUGGAAAAAAGCCCUCAUCUCCUUCAUUUUCUGGUUCAAGUGACUCUGAAGCAGACACACCAGAUGAGAGCGAGAAUGAAUCUGAGGGAUCUCCGAAACGGUCGCUGGCGGUAUCUAAUGUUGAGUCAAACAACGAGCCAAGCCAAAAGAAGCAAAAAAUUGACGAAUCCAACUCGGAAGAUGAUGACAUGUCAGAAAACGAUGAAUAUUACAUGCAAUUUAUCGAUAGUGAAUAA